Molecule: messenger RNA, 783 nt
Organism: Neoarthrinium moseri
Lineage: Eukaryota; Fungi; Ascomycota; Sordariomycetes; Amphisphaeriales; Apiosporaceae
Exons: 1
Coding region: 1-783 (260 amino acids)
Biological process (GO): peptidyl-proline hydroxylation to 4-hydroxy-L-proline
Cellular component (GO): endoplasmic reticulum
Molecular function (GO): iron ion binding; procollagen-proline 4-dioxygenase activity; L-ascorbic acid binding
Source: RefSeq, a predicted model, not a curated record
AUGGCGUUUAAUGCCCAACCGCCCCUCCCACUUCUUGAAAGCCUACAACGACCUUCACCUUCGACAUGCCGGACAGAGCGAGUCGACUUCAAGGCGCUGGGCUUCUCUGAGCACGAAGAUGCUUUUGCACUCGUCAUUCACGACCUACUAACACCCGAGGAAUGCGACGAGAUCCGUAACGCCGCCGAAGUCGUCGCACAAGGACGGUGGGAUGCGGCACUCAUUAACGCUGGUGGACAAAUGGUCAUGGCCAGCGAUGUGCGUCAUUGCGAUCGCAUCAUGUGGGACAAUCCCCAGCUCGCCGAGGCCUUGCUCGCACGAAUCCAGCCGCAUAUUCCGUCCAAUAUUGCGACGCUGGAAAACUCGCCUCACAUUACUAGCGACGAUCCAGUGUGGAGUUCUGGCACAUGGCGCAUGUCUCGACUGAACGACCGGCUGCGGUUCCUGCGAUACCAGCCUGGCAUGUAUUUCCGUCAGCACAGUGACGGGUUUUACGUGACGCCAGACGAGUCCGAAGUCUCGUUUUUGACCGUACAUUUGUAUCUUCGAGGGAGUCCGGACCUCAGGGGUGGCGCAACGCGAUUCUUUGGCGAAGACCAGCCGGGCCAUGUUAACGAGUAUGACGUCGAUCCGUCCCCCGGCGCUUGCCUGAUUUUCCAACAUCAUGAUCUUGUGCAUAGCGGCGAAGAUGUGCUCAAGGGAACCAAAUACACCAUGAGGACUGAUAUCAUGUACCGCCGGGUUGGCGAAAAGUCUGGGGAGGCACAUACGAUCCAUCAAUAG